GCGCACUGGAGCUGAGGGGUGGGAGGCUGAGGCAGGCUGCCCGGCACAGAUACACACACACACGCGCACACACACACAUAUAAAUACCGGGGAGGAGAGGAGACGAGAAAAAACUGGAGAGAGAAUGGACACUGGGAGCCAGCAACUGCUGAACAGGUGAAAAUAAGGACAACAUCGGCCAUAUGGAGGUGUUGUGAGGAGAUCUGGGGAUUGCGGCACUCAGCUCUGAAGGCUCUCAGCGUUCACACACACACACACACACACACACACACACCUCGAUGCUGGCUGGUGUCUAUCUGACUUAACUGAGGCUUCACGGACUCCCGCUCACUCUCUCACUCUCGCGGACUUUCUGGACAUCUGUGGAGGCCUGACGCAGCGACGGCCAUGAAGUUCAAGCCCAACCAGACGAGGACGUACGACGGCGAGGGCUUCAAGAGGCGAGCGGCGUGUCUGUGCUUCAAGAACGAGCGAGAGGACGAGGUGUUGCUGGUGAGCAGCAGUCGACAUCCAGAUCAAUGGAUCGUACCAGGGGGAGGAAUGGAGCCAGAGGAGGAGCCCUGCGGGGCAGCAGUGCGGGAGGUUUAUGAAGAGGCUGGUGUGAAGGGGAAACUGGGGCGCCUCUUGGGUGUAUUUGAGCAUAACCAGGACAGGAAGCACCGUACAUAUGUGUAUGUACUGACCGUGACAGAGACUCUGGAGGCCUGGGAGGACUCAGUAAAUAUUGGUCGUAAGCGGGAGUGGUUCCCAGUGGAAGAGGCUAUAAAGGUUCUGCAGAGCCACAAGCCGGUCCACGCCGAGUACCUGAGACGUCUUCAGCUGUGCUCUGCAACCAACAAUGGCAACAUCCUCCUCCCUUCCCCUCCUCCAAAUGACAACACACCUCGCUACAGUGCUCCUCCAGUAACCCCUCGCAGAUAGGACUGCUCUCAAACACACACGCGCUCCCUCUGGGGCCUGAUCUCGGGACCUGUACAACACACAGCCACCUACGGGCAUGGACAUUUGCCUGGAUCUCUGAAUCGUCAAGGAGAUGACUGUGUCUCCUGCUGUGAUCUUUUGAAAAGUGCUUUUGCUUGGAUAUAACUAGGGUUGUACAAUAUUGCGAUUAUAUUGCUACAUAUUGCAGGUGCAAUGUGCUUUAAAAUGUAUUCAGACACGUAAGUAAGUCUUUAUGUAAGAUGGAUAAAGAUUUUGACGAAAUUAGAAAUGUCACUGAUUAUGUUAUCAUGUAAUAAUUUUUGGGAUGGUUGCAUAUUGCAGCCGAUCAGUAUUGCAGAGGCCAACAUUGCAAUUAUGACAAGCAAACGAUAUGUUGUGCACCCCUAGAAAUAACCAAGGUUAUGCAGAUUUGGUUUAAGAAUGCCUUAAAUGUUUUUUUUUGUUGUUGUUUUUUUAACAUCUGGUCUGUAACUGACCAAACAGAGUUACUGGAUUUCGGAUCUACUAUUAUUUCGACUUCCAUCGCUCUCAUUAAGUCCUGCAUCUGAAUUCACGUUACCUCAGCACUCUACUGGAAUGUCCCAAUAUUAGCCCUGUAGAUCAUAAGUGUUGGGACUGUUUAAGGACUCGCUGCCUCUUCCCAUCUUGAAUGGGAGGUGAAUUUAUAAGAGGUCCAUUCACAGUCACACGUGGUACCUCACUGUACUGUACCCUUAACUUCACCAGCCUGAGUGUCAGGACUGUUCCCUGCUUUAGUCUGUCAUUUGCACUGUUUCACUGAUCCAGUAAAAUGAACAGAAACCUCCUUUUAACAUUCAUAAGAACCAAUCCAAACCACCCCUUUAAUCGCUGCCCCUUUAACACUGGUCCAUGAGUGUGCCGGCCAAUAAGUUGACCGGCGAGAGCAUCUAUUGUACAGAAUCACGUGAUCAGAGGGAGGACUCUAACAUUACAUUGAAGGUAUUCUCAAGGCCAUUCUUAGCUUACGCUUAUGCUAAAACUAAACAAUGUUUUGUAAAUAUUCUGAACUGAAGAUAAAAUGUGUCAAGGUUUUUAAGUGAAAUAUGUAUUAACUUCUGCUGAAAUCUUUUCUAUUAUCUAUAAUAUUUUCUAUUUCUAUGAAUGACAGAAACAAACUGUGAGAAACGAAACAAGCUGGUACGCUCUUAAAAAUAAAGGUUCCUGAUUGGUUUCUGCCUUGGAUGUACAGUUCUAGGAACGGACUUUAUUUGGUAUAUUUGGACCUUCAGACUAAGUGGAGGUUCUUCACAUUUUGAAAAGGGUCUUCACACUCACGCAUUUACAUUCUUUAGAGAACCACAAGUGGUUCUUCUGCAGCAGCCCUUUCUUGGCACCUUUAUUUUUAAGACUGGAAUUGGAUCAAGUGUCCAGGACGAAUAUCUUAGCUCCCCAUACCCGAAUCUCCAAGCCGUGUCCAAGGGAAUGGGGGCAUUUCUGAAUGUGAACAGUGUUCGAAAAGACCUUUUUAACUCAAGAUAAUGACAAACUAUGUCUACUGUUUGUUGUACUACAGUUAUGGUAGAUAAUCUAUCUUGCCAGGUUGGGCUCCCCACCUAAAACUGCUCCAAAUUCCAUGUUUUGGAGCGGGAGGCUUAUCACAGACUGGUGGGGGGAGCAACCCAUAACUACCUACAGCUGAUCAAUGCUGCUAAAAGCAACUUCUGUGUGAUCAACUGGACUCUUGACCUCUUAACAUGAACACUAAAAAUACAUUCACUCUGAGAUUUGUAUGGGACGUUUAUGUCUGUUUGUGUGUAUGUGUGCAGUGUAUGUAUCCGUCACGACGGUGUGGAAGAGAACAAGACUCUCCAGUGCCAAACUUUCAGGGAUAUGAGAGGUUGGAUGUGCAAUGUGGAAUGAAAGAUUGAGUGGCAUUUAUCUGCUGGAACAAUUUAAGGUAUCCAACGGCCUCGUGAGUUUCAAAGGCCUACAUUUUCCAGUCUGUAAAUUUCCUCCAGGGUAUUACACCAUCCAAGAACAGUACUACCGAGUGCAGGUUAUCCAGGCUUGUGCAGUGUGCUGAAAAACAACACCUUCAUAACUCAUGCUGCUGCACAGCGUUAAUCGUCUUGACUUUGCAAAACUAGGCUGGCUUUGGAUAACACCCAUGGUAGUAUUUCUUUAAUUAACUUUGUAUGAUAAUAACUCACCAUAUUUAGAUUUUCUAUACGAACUGGAGACAGUCAGGCGGUCUAGGUUGCUGUAAAUGUGGUUUUGCUGGAUCUUCUGGUUUAAGUUGAAGUAACUCUGAUGUUUCUGAUGUGAAUGUUAUUAGGACGUACUGAAGCCCAGGCUAUGUCUGAGCAGUCACUCAUCUGCUUAUUAAUGCAGACUGGUUAACAGUUUCUCUGUUUUAUGCUACUAUGUACUGUUAAUGAGGGAUAUUUUAAUCUGUCUACAGAUUGUAUUGUAUUCCAAAAGAUCUUUCAUUAAAAAGGGAAGAACUUGAACAAGUGAA
This is a messenger RNA of Pygocentrus nattereri (red-bellied piranha), 3421 nucleotides long. RefSeq names its product nudix (nucleoside diphosphate linked moiety X)-type motif 4b (gene nudt4b). Gene Ontology annotation, cellular component: cytoplasm; nucleus. Gene Ontology annotation, biological process: diadenosine pentaphosphate catabolic process; diphosphoinositol polyphosphate metabolic process; diadenosine hexaphosphate catabolic process. The transcript is spliced from 5 exons. Bases 388 to 921 code for a protein of 177 amino acids. Gene Ontology annotation, molecular function: diphosphoinositol-polyphosphate diphosphatase activity; bis(5'-adenosyl)-hexaphosphatase activity; endopolyphosphatase activity. The record is from RefSeq and is a predicted model, not a curated record. NCBI's taxonomy places the organism in Eukaryota, Metazoa, Chordata, Actinopteri, Characiformes, Serrasalmidae.